This is a messenger RNA of Melitaea cinxia (Glanville fritillary), 1003 nucleotides long. It is a transcript of the gene Rrp42, whose product is annotated as exosome complex component RRP42. Gene Ontology annotation, biological process: exonucleolytic trimming to generate mature 3'-end of 5.8S rRNA from tricistronic rRNA transcript (SSU-rRNA, 5.8S rRNA, LSU-rRNA); TRAMP-dependent tRNA surveillance pathway; U5 snRNA 3'-end processing. Bases 16 to 942 code for a protein of 308 amino acids. The transcript is spliced from 6 exons. Gene Ontology annotation, cellular component: cytoplasmic exosome (RNase complex); nuclear exosome (RNase complex). NCBI's taxonomy places the organism in Eukaryota, Metazoa, Arthropoda, Insecta, Lepidoptera, Nymphalidae. The record is from RefSeq and is a predicted model, not a curated record.
UUUAUUUGAAAAAUAAUGGCGGGACUUCUGUUAAGUCCAACAGAAAAAAUAUAUAUUUUACAUGGUGUUCAGGACGACUACCGAUCAGAUGGAAGAACGAAUAUUGACUACAGACCCAUGGAACUUGAAACCGAUGUGGUUAGUCACGCCAGUGGGUCGGCGAGGCUUCGACUUGCAAAUACAGAUAUCUUAGUCGGUGUGAAGACUGAAAUAGAUGUACCUAAGUCUGAUAAUCCAGGAUUGGGGAAGAUAGAAUUUUUUGUUGAUUGCUCAGCAAAUGCUACUCCCGAAUUUGAAGGUCGAGGCGGAGAACAAUUAGCAAAUAAUAUAUCAAAUAUGAUGCAGCGUGCCUAUAACUCUUCACAAGCAUUUGACUUAAAACAACUAUGUAUAUUGGAAGGAAAGCAGUGUUGGAAACUUUAUGUUGAUAUUUUGAUUCUAGAAUGUGGAGGAAAUCUAUGUGAUGCGGUAUCCCUUGCUGUAAAAGCAGCCCUAUUCAACACAAGAAUACCAUUUGUAAAAGCAGCUCUGAUGGACGGUGGUAGUGUUGAUUUUCAGCUCUCAGAUGACCCUUAUGACUGUAAAUUGUUAGACACAGGGACUGCACCACUUUUAGUAACACUUUGUAAAAUAGGUGAUAAAUGUGUAGUAGAUCCAUCAGCUGAAGAAGAAAGUUGUAGUGUUAUAUCUCUAAUAGUCGGUAUAACUGGUAAUCCUAAAUACUACAGUAAAGAUGCAGUAGAAUCACCUAAUUUUGAAUGUAAAUGCAGUACAAUCGGAAUGAAUGGUCCAGGCAGUGUGGCUCCUGAAACUUUCAAAAAUGCUAUUAAUCAGGGAAUCAUUGCAGCUAAGAGCUUAGAUGAAGCUUUAGGCAGAGCACUACUAAGGGAAAGACAAGAGUGUAACAAUUUUAAGAAAACUUCAUAUGGAUUCCUGAAAUAAACUGAAAAAAAUUAGAUAGUUAGUAUUUAAAGGGUUAAUAAAAACAACCUUAUUGUUCCAA